Molecule: messenger RNA, 2154 nt
Organism: Alternaria atra
Lineage: Eukaryota; Fungi; Ascomycota; Dothideomycetes; Pleosporales; Pleosporaceae
Exons: 1
Coding region: 1-2154 (717 amino acids)
Source: RefSeq, a predicted model, not a curated record
AUGCGUCCUUCGCCAGUCUUCUCCCUUCGCAUACGCUCGUUUGUCUCUCGACAUGACGUCGUCCCACCAGAUGCCACCGUUCAAAAGCCCAUCGAGGCAGCCUACUACCGCGGGGGCACAUCACGAGCCGUGAUUAUACAACCGCAAGCUCUGCCUAAGCACCGCGCAAAAUGGCCGACCAUCUUCCGCCAGAUUAUGGGGAGUGGCGAUCCUUAUGGGCGACAACUUGAUGGCAUGGGUGCAGGCAUAUCGAGUCUUAGCAAAAUAUGCCUUGUAGAACCUUACGGGAAGAGGAUUGCACUACCUGAGAGAGCCACUCGUUUUCGAACUGGGUUCGGUGGCAUUGAUGCAGCUCGUGAGAGUGCACAGGCUGCACAGGCUCAAGAAGGGGCGAAGUUGGCUGGGAACGAGCAAAACUUGGACAUUGAUUAUACCUUUGUUGGCUUGGGCAUUGAAAACGAUGAAGUAGACGUCGCGGGCAACUGUGGAAACAUGAGCAGUGCAAUAGGUCCCUAUGCUUACAAUGCUGGUCUUCUCCCAGCCAGAGUGUAUGCCCAAGGCGACGGAGAGGUCACUGUCAAGAUACGGAACACGAAUACCGGAAAGCUGAUCGACUCCACCUUCGAGGUCAUUGGAGCGCAGGCUGCGGUCGUGGGCGACUACAAGAUUGAUGGUGUGACCGGUUCCGGCUCAAAGAUCAAGUUGGACUUCAAACAUCCGUAUGGCAGCAAGACCGGCAAAGUGCUACCAACUGGCAGGAGGGUGGACGAUAUUGGGGGCUACAGAGUGUCUUGCGUAGACGGCGCGAACCCAUGUAUCUUUAUCCGAGCCGAUGAUGUUGGUGUAGACGGCACCAUACUGCCCAACGACUUCAACAAGCUUCCAGAUAAGCUUGCCUUACUCGAAAGUAUACGUAAAGCCGCUGCCGUCGCCAUGGGUAUUGCGCCUACCGAAGACGAUGUCCCUCGUACUAUACCCAAGAUCGGUCUCGUAUCACAGUCGUCUUCGCAUCCUGUAUUGUCAGGGCAAACACUCAAGUCGUCACAGACGGACAUUGUCAUUCGCUUCCUUUCAGAUACUCAGCCUCAUCGGGCCAUUCCCCUGACUGCUGCAUUGACAUCAGCAGUCGCGGCGCGUAUUCCCGGAACUAUUGUUGAGCAGAUGCUGGCUCCCGAGCCGUUGAUGGAGGGCGCCAUAACGAUCGGCCAUGCAAGUGGUCGACUGCAGGUCAACGCCACUAUGGACACGAAGAACAAACUCUAUCCUGUUAGUGGCACGGUAUAUAGGACUGCCAAGAGAUUGUUCGAAGGGAAAACAUUCUGGUCGGACAAGACUGACAAGAGGGAAGAGGUUACUAAAACUGAGAGCCCCUACGGCAGUACUGGUAGACAUUCCCUAGGUCUAGCUUUCAUACUAGAGAACCGGGGUAAAAGCUCAGCCCAUCUCUUCGAAGAACCAGCCGCGCAGUCAGAGCAACAACCUGAAGCAAUCGAGCCCGACCUUGACCAAAACGCAGCUCAUCAGCAAACUCUGGAACAAAUCGAGCAAAACGAAGAAUCUCAGCCAGAACAAAAAGCCCCCACCCUGAGUCACAGACCGCUUCCAGAUCCGCAUAGAAAACGACCCGACCUUAGACAGCAGACAGACAAAGAAGCUGCGCUUACAUCUGCUCUUCAAGACCUCCAUUCAGAAUUGUCUACCCUUGUUUCUGAAAAUAAUAUCGCGAGUACCGCCCAACACUCAUCCUGCCUCCUCACUGCGGUUCUGAAAGCACAUCGCUCGAUCCAGAUCAACGCUAUCGCGCAGAGGCGUUCAGCGAAGAAAGCCGCGGACAAGGCGAAGAAGAUGGAGAGGAAGAGGGAGAGUAAUGGAGCAAAACCUGAGGUGGAAAGUGGGCAAGCGCGUCUAGACGAUGACCGGGAGCAGGAGGAGGAGGAGUCGAGGCUGAGCAGGCAACCCCAGAUCAACGCCUUAACACAAAGACGACCGUGGAGAAAUGCUAGCGAUAGGGCAAGGGAGACGAAGCAUUUGAUGGGGAACAGCGGAGAAAAGGAUGAGGGCGUAGAAUAUAGGCGUAAAGCUGAGGGUGUGGCCAAGGCUGGGAGAGCAGCACGCGGAAAGGGGUUGAAGAAGAAAGAAGAGGGAACGAGGUGA